This is a messenger RNA of Hippoglossus stenolepis (Pacific halibut), 3701 nucleotides long. RefSeq names its product transmembrane protein 63A (gene tmem63a). The transcript has 23 exons. Gene Ontology annotation, molecular function: calcium-activated cation channel activity. Lineage: Eukaryota; Metazoa; Chordata; Actinopteri; Pleuronectiformes; Pleuronectidae. The record is from RefSeq and is a predicted model, not a curated record. The coding region runs from base 199 to 2607 and encodes 802 amino acids. Gene Ontology annotation, cellular component: plasma membrane.
CGCAGAGGCGCAGUGUGAUAGGGAGCGGUGACGGAGCUGAUCUCACACACACACACACACGCACACCCACAGCAGGUUCGUACUGUACAGAAACAUGUCUUCUUCCUCCCUACGGAACAUGACGAAGACUCCCCGUAGGUAGGACGUGUCAUCACUCCCCCAGGCAGCGGUGGACGAACUGCUGGUUCCGCUCCGGAGAUGGCGUCCCUGUGGGGGUCAGUUCCAAAAGUUGGAUCUUCCUCUAUCUUCCUGGACAAUAGCACCUGCUACAGAAACACAAACAACACUGUUCUCAGUGGAGUCCCGUUUGGAGGAGUGCCGGUCGUCCUAUUGCUGGAUUUUUCUGUCUUUCUGGUGCUGCUGGUCAUCUUCUCGAUUAUCAGGAGGACGUUUUGGGACCAUGGGCGAUUAGCUCUGGUCGCAGACAACGAAGGGCUCACCAAGGGAAUGCACAGUCGCAAAAGACACACGUCAUCAUUUGUGUCUACUGAGGAUGCCUUAGAGUAUGAACAGGGAUUCUGCUCUUGGCUUCCUUACAUCAUCAGUAUGAAUGAUGACAAAGUGAAAUCCAAAAGUGGCCCGGACGCUGUUCACUACUUAUCCUUUCAGCGCCAUCUGAUCGUCCUGCUGUCCAUCAUCACUGUCAUCUCCCUGUCAGUCAUACUGCCUAUCAACCUGAGUGGAGACCUACAAGGUAGUGAGGCCAAGGAUUUUGGAAGGACAACUAUUGGAAAUCUUUCAAAUGGAAACAACCUGUUAUGGGCGCACACAGUGGUUGCUGUUUUCUUUUUGAUCCUGGCAGUUUUUGUGCUGCGACGUCACACAUCUCAAGUACAAGACAUAAGCAGAGAGAUGACCAGAAACACCUUGUUUGUGCUUUCGGUUCCUAAAACAGCAAAAGAAGAAGAUGUAAAGGCCCAUUUCACAGAGGCGUACCCGAACUGCGAAGUGUGCGCUGUGACCUUGGGCUAUGACGUGACCAAGCUCAUGAGCCUUGAUCAGGAGAGGAUUCGAGCAGGAAAAAACCUGCGCUACUAUGAGCGUAUCCUAGAGAAAACAGGACAACAUGAUUUGAUUAACCCUCGUUUGUGUGGACAACUCUGUUCCUGCUGCAACUCUGAGAAGGUUGAUGCCAUCGAGUACUACAGUGCUAAAGAAAAAUACCUUCUUGAAAAGAUGAGGGAGCAGGUGGAACUGGCACCAUCACACCCCCUGGGGAUGGCCUUUGUGACCUUGCAGACCGAGGCCAUGGCCAAAUUCAUUCUGAAAGACUUCAACGCUCUCAAGUGUGUUGGCACAACGUUCUGUUGUGGGGGUGAGCAACAGCCUUCGUCCUAUAGUGAACCUCUGAAAGUAAGCAAGUGGAGAGUCAGCUUUGCACCUCAUCCCAAGAAUUUAUACUGGGAGAAUCUGUCAGUGAAGGGUUUUUACUGGUUCGGGCGCUUUGUGAUAAUCAAUUUGUGCCUCUUCACCGGGCUCACCUUCCUCACGACUCCCACCAUCAUUAUGAACACCAUCGACAAGUUCAAUGUGACAAAACCCAUCACCUAUCUCAACAGCCCAAUUAUCAGUCAGUUCGUCCCCACUCUACUGCUGUCGACCUUCUCUGCAUUGCUUCCCACCGUAGUCUACUAUUCCACUCUAGGAGAAGCACACUGGAGCAGGUCCAGUGAGCAGCUGAGCAUGAUGCGUAAACUCUACAUAUUCCUGCUCUUCAUGGUGCUCAUCCUCCCCUCACUAGGACUCACCAGUCUCGCAGUUUUUUUCCGCUGGCUGUUUGAUCGAACGUUCCUCAACGAAGGGACAGUGAGGUUUGAGUGUGUGUUUCUACCUGACCAAGGGGCGUUUUUUGUCAACUAUGUGAUCGCAGCGGCUUUCGUGGGCUCUGGGUUGGAACUGCUGCGGUUGCCAGGGUUAUUGCUUUACAUCAUCCGUUUGGGAUUCGCACGCUCUGCCGCUGAAAGAAAAUAUGUCAAACAGAGCCAGGCCUACGAAUUUGAAUAUGGAGCGAUGUAUGGCUGGACCCUCUGUGUGUUCACCGUUGUUGUGGCUUACAGCAUCAUUUGUCCCAUCAUUACGCCUUUUGGUCUACUGUACAUGCUGCUGAAGCACAUGGUGGACAAACACAACCUGUACUUUGUCUACCUGCCUGCCCGCCUCGACCGCCGUGUCCACCUGGGAGCUGUCAGUAAAGCUAUGGCCGCGCCCAUCCUCUGCCUAAUAUGGCUUUACUUCUUCUCUGUCCUGAGAACAGGCUUCUGGACUUCCACAUCUCUUUUCACACUGGUGGUUCUGUUUAUCACCGUCUUCAUCUGCAUCAGCUACACGUGCUUCGGCUGUUUCAAAUACCUCAGCCCUCACAACUAUACGGUGAAAGAAGAGGACGAGGAAGAAGUAGCUGAAGAAAAUGCUAAGUUACAGGUCUACCUUCCCAGAGUGCUUAAUCCCGAAUCACCUGCCAGCACCUUACAGGGGUCCAAACAUCAGUCUUAUGGAGCCACAGACAGCAGCCUGAACAGCAGCUUCAGUCUAGUAGAGGAAAGCAUGUCAACCGAUCCAGUGCAGUUAAUCACAGAUCAUCAGAGUCAAGAUUUCAUCGACUCCUGAUUAUAAUAUCUUUUCAUUUGCAUAUAGGCCUCUAUCAUUGCAUCCAUGAUGCAGCAUUACACUCAAGUGUCACAGCAGUAGUCAUAUAUUUACAGGGGGAUUACUUCACACCUUGAAAAUUGAUCACGACAAUCAGUGCAUUGGGGAUCCACCCUGGGAAAUGAUUUGGGAAUGGAAGUUUAAAGGUGAACACAGUUUAUGUAUUUCUAAGUGGCUCUGUGGGGCUAUAUGAAAACCAAUGUCAUGUCUUGGUGAUGCAUGCAGAGGGUUACGUCUGCAUCACCACUUUCCUGUCCCCAAAAUGUUCGUAAAUAUGGGUCGGAGUUUGCGUACAAGUGCACACAUUGUCCCGUCAAGUUUCUUUAUACCCAACUUUAGAGAGCCCACUUUAUGCAUAUGCAACAGUUAUAAAUGAGGCCCCAGCACUGUCCCAAUCCACAAGAGUCCAACGUGAAACCUACUCUCUCUUAAUCUUGUCAGUCACAAAACACGGCUACAUGUUGUAUGUUUCUGUACGAGAUCUCUCUCUGAUAAGGACCAAGUCACCAAGGAAUGUUUAACCAAAACCUGCCAUUUAAUCAAGCCAUAAUGUUUGUGGGAAAAACACAGAAAUUGAUUUCAUUGCACAUGAAUUGUAAGAGGCGAAAAAUGCAAUUAACUAGAUAAUCAAGCUACUGCCGCUGAUGCCAAAGAGGACUCUGUGUCUCCACAUUUCUCCACAGUGCCUUUUUUGAUGCUACAUGAUGACAUUUCCUGCCAAGGAAAUAAUUUUUGCCUAAUUGAUAAUGCACUUUUUGUAUCUCUGUUUCUGUGUAGUAACAAGAGCUAAAUUUCUUCUUUAAUAAGACAAGAGAACAACUAUUUGUAUCAGUAUUUCAGGCAUUUUGUAACCACAAGUGCUAGAAUAUUUAAGCUGUAUAUUGCCAUGGUUAGGUGUUAUUUUCAUUGGUGUUCAAGGUAAAAAUAAAAUGCUGUAUGAUGAAUGAACGAAUGUUUUUGAAAAGGUCAAUAUUUUUUUCUAUUUAAUGUACUAUGGAGUCAUGUGUUUGCAGCUUUGUGCAUUUUAACAAAUAAAUAAACCCUUAAGACAAAAA